This is a messenger RNA of Rhizoctonia solani, 10266 nucleotides long. RefSeq names its product cytoplasmic dynein 1 heavy chain 1. Gene Ontology annotation, cellular component: dynein complex. Gene Ontology annotation, biological process: microtubule-based movement. The transcript is spliced from 17 exons. Gene Ontology annotation, molecular function: dynein light intermediate chain binding; minus-end-directed microtubule motor activity; dynein intermediate chain binding. Lineage: Eukaryota; Fungi; Basidiomycota; Agaricomycetes; Cantharellales; Ceratobasidiaceae. The record is from RefSeq and is a predicted model, not a curated record. The coding region runs from base 1 to 10266 and encodes 3421 amino acids.
AUGAUAGAACUCUGUGCCAACUCGGAGAAGACUUUAGAACGGUUUAGAUACCAGUUUCCCGAGGACUGGCUCUAUAGCGACCAAUUACGAGGCGAAUGGAGCGCGUACAACGAGAUUCUAAAACGCAAGAAUGACUCGAUUCAGGAGCAAAUGGCUGGCCUCCAAUUAAAAACCAUUGCCGAAGAUAAGGUGGUCGAAAACAAAAUCACCGAUCUACUUGCCGAGUGGGAGGCUGCCCGUCCAGUGCAAGGUCGCAUACCAGCCGAUGUCGCAUUAUCGACCAUUUCGACAUUUGAAGUCAAGCUCAACCGCGUACAGGAAGAUUACGACCUUGUUUGUAGAGCAAAAGAGGCUUUGGGCCUUGAGCUCGUGCGACACCAACGACUGGAUCCUGUGAUCGAAGAAAUGCGCGAUUUGAAGGGAGUAUGGACUGCGCUGAGUGGCAUCUGGAGCCAAAUCCACGAACUCAAGGAUAUGGUCUGGGCAACCGUUCAGCCGCGCAAAUUGCGUCAACAUAUCGACGGGCUGAUAGCAUCAACCAAAGAACUGCCGAACCGCAUGCGGCAAUACGCAGCAUUUGAAUACGUACAGGAAGUGCUCAAGACCCGUUUAAAGGCCAACACAAUUGUAACGGAGCUGAAAUCAGAAGCGUUGAAGGAGCGCCAUUGGAAGCAACUCUUUAAGUCACUUAGAGUACCAAGCAAUGUUACCCUUUCUCAGCUUACCCUCGGCCAAGUUUACGAUAUGGAUCUAAAGAAGAACGAAUCCCUCAUCAAAGAUGUCAUUACCCAAGCCCAAGGAGAAAUGGCGCUUGAAGAGUAUCUGAAACAAGUCCGCGAAAACUGGACUACAUAUUCACUAGAAUUGGUGAACUACCAGAACAAGUGUCGCUUGAUUCGCGGAUGGGAUGAUAUUUUUACUAAGUGUGGCGAAAAUCUUAACUCACUUGUGGCGAUGAAGCUAUCUCCCUACUACAAGGUUUUUGAAGAAGAGGCUUCUUCCUGGGAAGAGAAAUUGAAUCGCAUUCAUGUACUUUUUGACGUGUGGAUUGACGUGCAACGUCAGUGGGUGUAUCUUGAGGGUAUCUUCUCUGGCUCUGCGGAUAUCAAGCACCUCUUGCCAGUAGAAUCGGCCCGGUUCCAGAACAUCAAUUCCGAAUUCUUGACGGUAAUGAAGAAAGUCUACAAGUCUCCAUUCAUCCUCGACGUGAUGAAUAUCCCUGGUGUUCAAAAAUCUUUGGAACGUCUCGCCGACUUACUUACGAAGAUUCAAAAAGCUCUUGGUGAAUAUCUUGAACGAGAGCGUGCAUCUUUCCCGCGGUUUUACUUUGUCGGAGACGAAGACUUGCUCGAAAUCAUUGGUAACAGCAAAGAUAUCAUUCGAAUCAUGAAACACCUCAAGAAAAUGUUUGCUGGAAUUUCUACUAUGAUACUCGACGAGGAUGUCACUCAGAUUCAAGGCAUUGCCUCUCGUGAAGGCGAGGAAGUUCGGUUCGCGUCUCCGAUACUACUCAAAGAUUUCCCCAAGAUCAACGAUUGGCUUGCGAAGCUCGAAUCUGAGAUGCGAGUUUCUUUGGCUAAAUUACUAUGUGACUCAGUGGGCGAACUCCAAGCUUUUUAUGGGAAUGGGGAGCCGCUGCCUAAGGACAAGUUCCUUGCUUGGGUCGAAUCAUACCCAGCACAGUUGGUUUCACUCGCAAUCCAGGUUGCAUGGACCUCAUCCGUGGAGUCUGCAUUGGUCGAAAACGCCGGCCUUGAGAGCGCCCUUUCUACCGUCCGGCAAGGGCUCGAACUCCUCGCCGAUGUAGUCUUGACCGAUCUUUCAGCCAUCACCCGUCGCAAGUGCGAACAUCUCAUUACCGAGCUAGUCCACCAGCGCGACGUCAUUCGCUCUCUGAUUGGACAGAACAUACGAGAUAAUAAGGCAUUCCCGUGGCUGUAUCAAAUGCGUUUCUACCUUGAUCGUGCAGCCACAGAUCCCCUUGCAUGCCUUAGUGUUCAUGCUGCCAAUGCUGAAUUCCCUUAUGGCUGGGAAUACCUUGGUGUUCCCGACCGACUGGUACAAACACCCCUUACCGAUAGAUGCUACCUUACCCUCACCCAAGCUUUGGAUACUCAACUGGGAGGUGCUCCGUUUGGUCCUGCAGGAACCGGUAAAACCGAGUCUGUCAAGGCUCUCGGGGUCCAACUUGGCCGGUUUGUACUUGUCUUCUGCUGCGACGAAACCUUUGAUUUCCAGGCCAUGGGUCGUAUUUUCGUUGGACUAUGCCAAGUUGGCGCCUGGGGUUGCUUUGACGAGUUUAACCGGCUGGAGGAGAGGAUCCUGAGCGCCGUGUCCCAGCAGGUGCAGACUAUCCAGCAAGGUCUUGCUGCGUUGGCCAAAAACCCUCAAGCCGAGAUAGAACUGGUUGGUAAAACCCUUCGAGUGAACAGAAAUCUUGGUAUCUUCAUCACUACGAACCCAAACUAUGCGGGUCGUUCCCAAUUGCCACCUAAUUUGACCAAAUUGUUCCGACCGAUGGCUAUGACCCGUCCCGAUCGGGAGCUCAUUGCCCAAGUCAUGCUCUUCUCCCAAGGCUUCAGAACCGCGGAAACACUCGCUUCCAAGAUUGUUCCAUUUUUCAAUCUCUGCGCCGAACAACUUUCUCCUCAACCGCACUACGAUUUUGGUCUCCGCGCACUGAAAGCUGUACUUGCUAGCGCUGGUAUCCUGAAAAGAGAACGUUUGCAAACACUUCGUAGCUCCGCUGAUGAUGAGGAUUCGGCUGGCCUUUCUGAUGUCUACUCGGAGCAGCUGAUUUUAAUUCAAAGCGUGACAGAGACUAUCGUUCCCAAGUUGGUUGCGGAUGACGUGCCUUUAUUGACAAGCUUGCUGGCCGAUGUGUUCCCCGGUAUCGAUUACGUGCCUGUAGAUCUUGACGCUUUGAGGGAGCAUAUUCAUGCUGUAUGCACGGAGCGACACCUCGUCACGGGCGAGAAGUGGAUCGCUAAGAUUCUCCAAUUGUAUCAAAUCCAGAAGAUUCAACAUGGUCUCAUGAUGGUUGGAUCCUCGGGCAGUGGGAAAACGAAUGCAUGGAAAGUGCUGCUCUCUGCGCUGGAACGAUUUGAUGGAACCGAGGGUGUGGCUUAUGUUAUUGAUCCCAAGGCUAUCCACAAGGACGCACUUUACGGAACGCUGGAUCCCACGACUCGCGAAUGGAAUGACGGUCUGUUUACACACAUUCUGCGCAAAAUUGUGGAUGAUGUUCGAGGAGAGAGCACCAAACGACACUGGAUCAUUUUUGAUGGCGACGUAGAUCCUGAAUGGGUUGAAAACUUGAAUAGUGUGCUCGAUGACAACAAACUCCUUACUUUGCCCAACGGGGAGCGUCUGAACUUACCGGGUAACGUCCGCAUCAUGUUCGAAGUCGAGCAUCUCAAGUACGCUACUCUCGCGACUGUUAGUCGAUGUGGUAUGAUCUGGUUCAGUGAAGACACGGUCGACCCUCAGAUGGUCUGCCGACACUAUCUUAAUACUCUUGAAUCCGCAGCGCUCGAUGCCGAUGACGACGAUACCAUUGAAACCCCCGCACGCCGCGCUGAAGUUGCUGCAUCUGACGACCCGACCCCUGCUUCAGUCACUAUUCAAAGAACUAUCGUCAAGAUCCUCGAGCCAUUCUUCUCUUCAGGUGGCCUUGUGGAGCUUGCAUUGGAAUUUGCCGACUCCGUUGACCAUAUCAUGGAUUUCACUACCACCCGCGCACUCAAUACUUUAUUCUCUUUAAUCAAUAAGACCGUUCGUAACGUGGUGGAGUACAACAAUCAGCAUCCAGAUUUUCCACUUUCUCCUGAACGGGUGGAGCAAUACGUAUCGAAACGGUUGUUAGUUAAUCUCAUUUGGGCGUUUACGGGCGAUGCCAAACUUGAUUUCCGGGCAAAAAUGGGCGACUUCUUGAAGGGGCAGACGGGGGUAGAUCUUCCUCCAUUGCUCCCUGGAAGUUCUCUUAUCGACUACGACGUACAAGUUUCAACUGGCGAUUGGGUCGCGUGGGCUGGUCGAGUCCCAUCCAUUGAUAUAGAUGCACACGCUGUCACCGCCUCCGAUGUUGUCGUUCCAACCAUGGACACGGUUCGCCACGAGGAAGUACUGUACUCGUGGCUCUCCGAGCACAAACCGUUGAUGCUCUGCGGCCCACCUGGGUCCGGGAAGACCAUGACUCUAUUCAGUGCUCUACGAAAACUUCCCGAUCUCGAGGUUGUUGGACUAAACUUCUCAAGUGCCACUACGCCAGAACUCGUUCUCAAGACAUUCGAACAAUACUGCGAAUUCCGCAAAACACCCAACGGCGUUAUCCUUUCCCCGGUGCAGAUCGGACGGUGGCUUGUACUGUUCUGCGACGAAAUCAACCUCCCAGCAACCGAUAAGUAUGGCACGCAACGCGUUAUCUCUUUCUUACGCCAGCUGGUCGAGUGUGGAGGAUUCUAUCGUACGUCGGACAUGGCUUGGGUUAAGCUUGAGCGCAUACAGUUUGUUGGCGCUUGCAAUCCUCCUACUGAUCCCGGGCGAGUUCCUCUCAGUCAUCGCUUCCUUCGACAUGCACCUCUCGUUAUGGUCGACUAUCCUGGUGAAAUCUCCCUCAAGCAAAUCUACGGCACUUACUCGCGUGGUCUCCUUAAAGUGCUCCCCAACCUUCGCCAAUAUGCUGAACCCCUCACCGAUGCCAUGGUCGAAUUCUAUCUGGCCUCCCAAAAACGAUUCACGACUGAUGCACAAGCCCAUUAUGUCUACAGCCCUCGCGAACUCACUCGCUGGGUACGUGGUAUAUACGAAGCUAUCAGGCCUCUCGAAUCGCUCUCUGCUGAGGGAUUGGUACGAGUCUGGGCACACGAGGCUCUGAGGCUCUUCCAAGAUCGCCUCGUCAAUGAAGAAGAGCGAGCUUGGACCGACGAACACAUUGAUUCAUAUGCGAUGCAACACUUCCCUACUAUCAAUAAGGACGAAGCCCUUUCUCGCCCAAUUCUCUUCUCAAACUGGACAUCCCGUCAUUAUAUUCCUGUCAACCGGGAACAAUUGCGAGAAUAUACCAAGGCUCGGCUACGUGUAUUUCACGAAGAGGAACUCGAUGUGCAGCUCGUGUUAUUCAACGAUGUGCUCGACCAUGUACUCCGGAUCGAUCGUGUAUUCCGCCAAGUUCAAGGCCACUUGCUUUUGAUUGGGGUUAGUGGUAGCGGCAAGACUACGUUAUCACGCUUUGUUGCUUGGAUGAAUGGCCUGAGUGUUUUCCAAAUAAAAGUCUCCAACAAGUACACCGGCGAAGAUUUUGAUGACGAUUUGAGGACAGUGCUUCGACGGGCAGGAUGCAAGGGAGAAAAAAUAUGCUUCAUUAUGGAUGAAUCGAAUGUUCUGGAUUCCGGAUUCCUGGAGCGUAUGAAUACACUCCUCGCCAACGCUGAGGUACCUGGCCUUUUCGAGGGUGACGAACACGCGGCUCUGAUGACUGCCUGCAAGGAAGGCUCUCAACGUGACGGGCUCAUGCUCGAUUCGCACGAGGAGCUGUACCGUUGGUUUACUCAACAGGUCGCAAAGAACUUGCAUGUUGUGUUUACGAUGAACCCUCCGGAGAAUGGCCUCGCUUCUCGUGCGGCAACUUCCCCUGCGCUCUUCAAUCGAUGUGUUCUUGAUUGGUUUGGAGAUUGGCCCGAUCAAGCAUUCUAUCAAGUUGGCCAAGAGUUCACCAACACCCUUGAUUUGGAUCUACCCUCAUAUGCCGCCCCACUCAACUUCCCCGUCGCCUAUCGUCAGCUCGAGCUUCCUCCAACCCAUCGUGCGGCUGUGAUCAACGCGCUUGUGCAUGUCCACCUUUCCUUACAUGAAGUUAACCAAAGGCUGAGCCGAAGACAAGGCCGAUAUAAUCAUGUUACCCCUCGACACUAUCUUGAUUUCUUGCACCAUUACGUCCGACUCUAUAACGAGAAGCGGGACGAACUUGAAGAACAACAACGCCAUCUUCAUGUCGGCCUCGAUAAACUUCGAGAUACCGUUACUCAAGUCGAAGAACUACGCAAGAGCCUUGCUAUCAAGAAUGCCCAACUCGAAGCCAAAAAUAAGGAAGCCAACGAAAAAUUGCAGCGCAUGGUCACAGAUCAGCAGGAUGCUGAGACGAAGAAAGCGUCAUCGAUCCAGAUUCAAGCGGCCCUGGUCGAACAAGAUAAACAGAUUGAAGAACGUCGACAAGUCGUCAUGGCGGAUCUCGCGGACGCCGAACCUGCCGUUAUUGAGGCCCAGUCUGCAGUCAGUAAUAUCAAGCGACAGCAUCUGACGGAAGUCCGUGCGAUGGCCAAUCCCCCAGCCGCUGUCAAGAUGGCCAUGGAAUCCGUCUGUACUGUCUUGGGUAAUCGCAUCGAUAGCUGGAGGACUGUCCAAGGAAUCAUCCGUCGGGAAGACUUCAUUGCGAGUAUAGUCAAUUUCGACACGAACAAGCAGAUGACUCGGGGACUCCGUGAGCAAAUGAAGCGUGACUACUUAGCUCAACCCACCUUCAACUUCGAGACCGUCAACCGUGCUUCUAAGGCCUGUGGGCCUCUUGUUAAAUGGGUCAUCGCGCAGGUUCGGUUUUCAGAAAUUCUCGACAAGGUUGAGCCCCUGCGCAACGAGGUCGAUGAACUGGAACGAAAGGCCGAGACUACCAAGCAGUCCGCAAGUACCAUUGUCAAGAUGAUUGCCGAGCUAGAAACCAGUAUCGAGCGUUACAAACGAGAAUACGCGAUCCUCAUUAGCGAAGUUCAGGCCAUCAAAACCGAAAUGGAGCGCGUACAAUCCAAAGUUGAUCGUAGUAUGACCUUGUUAGGAAGCCUAUCCUCGGAAAAGAGCCGAUGGGAGGAAGGUAGCCGCACAUUUGACACCGAGAUGAGCACCAUCGUUGGAGACGUUCUUUUGUCCUCCGCAUUCCUGGCAUACGGCGGCUUUUUCGACCAACACUACCGUGAAGUCAUGUGGCAAGAAUGGACGGUUCAUCUGUCGGACGCCGGAAUCAGUUUCAAACCCGAAUUAGCACUCCCCGAGUACCUAUCAACCGCUGACGACCGCCUAGGAUGGCAAUCCAAGGGCCUGCCCUCCGAUAACCUGUGCACCGAGAAUGCGAUCAUGCUGAAGAGAUUCAAUCGUUAUCCUCUUAUCAUCGACCCAACUGGUCAAGCUACUGCCUUUUUGCUUAACGAAUACAAAGACAAGAAGAUCGCUGUCACUAGCUUCCUCGACGAAGCAUUCCUCAAAGUCCUCGAGAGCGCACUUCGCUUCGGUAACCCUAUUCUCAUCCAAGACGUAGAACGCCUUGACCCUAUUCUUAACGCCGUCUUGAACAAGGAAAUUCGACGAACUGGGGGUCGAGUACUUAUUCGAUUGGGUAGUCAAGACAUCGAUUUCUCUCCAGCAUUCACCAUGUUUUUGUCCACUCGUGAUCCAUCCGUUGAGUUCUCGCCAGAUAUCUGCAGUAGGGUGACCUUCGUCAACUUUACAAUGACCCGAAGCAGUCUGCAAAGUCAAUCCCUUGAUCAAGUUCUGAGGACCGAACGACCUGAUACAGACCACAAACGCAAAGACUUGAUGAAGGUACAAGGCGAAUUCAAGUUGCGUUUACGAACCUUGGAGAAGCUCUUAUUACAAGCCCUCAACGAAUCUACGGGAAAUAUUUUGGACGACGAUAAAGUUAUCGACACUUUAGAGACAUUGAAAAAAGAGGCAGCCGAGAUUACGCGGAAGGUCGAGGAAACAGACGUUGUCAUGCGCGAAGUUGAACAAGUGACAGCUGAGUAUCUCCCCCUAGCACAAGCGUGUAGUGCCGUCUUCUUCGUGCUCGAGCAGCUCAACCUAGUAAACCACUUCUACCAAUUCUCGCUGCGCUUUUUCCUUGACAUCUUCGAUAACAUACUCCAUAACAAUCCCAACCUCGCCAAAGUUACCGACCAUCAGCGCCGACUCGAGAUUCUCACUGAAGAUCUAUUUUUAAUGGUGUACAAACGAACUUCUCGUGCUCUCCUGCACCGGGACCACCUUGUGCUCGCCGUCCUCCUUGCCCAAAUCAAACUUCGAGGGGAAGACAAUCAAACGAUCAGCGACGACAUUGAAUUGCUCCUGGAUAGUGCCGAUGUAUCAAGCUCUGGGGCAGCUUCAACCGGAGAUGGACUUCUGUCUGAUGAUCAAAAGGAGCGUCUCGCAGCCUUUGCCAAACACAGCCUGUUCGAGGGAAUCGAGAAUCAUAUUUCUGAGAACCCGUCGGAAUGGGAAACUUUCUUGAGAUCAAGCAAUCCAGAAAAAUCGGUACCCUGGCCAUGGACGGAUCCAGCUACCCCCGCAGUAAAGGCUGUACGCCAGAUCCUGCUUGUGAAAUGUUUCCGCCCAGACCGUCUACUGCAAGCAACUGCUAUUUUCACUGCGCUAGUUUUCGACACCGAUCUAGUUGCCCAGUCAGCCUAUGAGCUUGGAGCGGUGGUCAACGACGAGGUACAACCAGCUACACCCCUGGCAUUAGUUUCAGUAGCCGGUUACGAUGCCAGCUACCGGGUCGAAAACUUGAUUCAAUCCACCGGUAUUCGGCAUAAGUCUGUAGCAAUGGGCUCCCAGGAAGGAUUCUCCUUGGCGGACGAGGCAAUCGCGGUGGCUGCCCGACAAGGCUCCUGGGUCCUACUCAAGAAUGUCCAUCUGGCCCCCUCUUGGCUCAGCGCCCUCGAGAAAAGACUGCAAAACCUCAGUCCUCACCGCAGCUUCCGUCUGUUCUUGACCAUGGAAGCCAAUCCGGCUAUCCCUGUGAACAUACUGCGCCAGUCGAGAAUUUUCAUGAACGAACCUCCUCCAGGCAUCAAAGCCAACCUUUUGGACUCAUUCAAGAAUAUAUCCCCAGCAAAAUUGUCCCAGGGGCCAGCGGAGAAGCUGAGGCUAUACUUCCUCCUCGCUUGGUUCCAUGCCGUUGUUCAAGAACGUCUUCGUUACGUUCCACUUGGUUGGAGCAAGACUUAUGAUUUCAACGACUCGGAUCUUGCAUCCGCCUUCCUUACUAUUGACACAUGGCUUGGCGCAACCGCCCGGGGCAAAGCCAAUGUGGACCCGGCUUUGAUCCCAUGGGACGCAGUUCGCACACUCGUCAAACAAUCAGUUUAUGGGGGUCGUGUUGAUAGCGAUUUCGAUCAGCGUGUUUUGGACUCCUUUGUCGAUGGGCUCUUCACGCCCCAAGCAUACAAUGUUGAUUUCGACCUUGUGCCCCGCACUGGCCCAGAUGUCGUUUUGGUAGUCCCUGACGGAACUAAGCUAGACCAUUUCACUUCGUGGAUAAAUGGUCUUCCUGAACGAGAACCAACCUCAUGGCUAAGCCUUCCUCCAACCGCAGAAACUGUGAUUGCCAUUACUCAAGGAAAUGCGCUACUUGGCAAGCUACGAAAAAUGAGGACACUUGCUGACGACGAUGAAGCUGAUUCUGGGAGCAAAUCGUCGAGUAAGACCGGCAACCAACAGCCUGCUUGGAUGCGUACGUUGCACCACCAUUGUAACGAAUGGCUGAAGGAAUUGCCUUCGGAGCUCUCCAAACUAACUUCAGGAGGUUCCGAAGACCCUCUGUACCGCUUCUUUGCUCGUGAAGUUGGCGUUGGCAGGAAGUUGCUGGGGCAGAUUCGAAAGGAACUAUCGGAUGUUAUCAAAGUUUGCGAAGGCUCGCUCAAACAAACAAACCAUCUUCGCAACCUCUUGAGCCACCUGACGAAGGGUACGGUGCCGGAGCAUUGGCGUAGAUACAAAGUUAAACGAGGAAUCGCAGUCUCUCAGUGGAUCGCGAACUUAGCCCAAAGGUUGGCCCAACUUGAAGAAAUCACCAAGGUCACCUCCUAUGAUAGUUUCAAUGUAUGGCUCGGGGGAUUAUUCUUCCCUGAAGCAUAUGUCACUGCGACCCGCCAGGCUGUCGCACAUCAUAACUCCUGGUCGCUUGAAACGUUGCUACUUAGACUGGAUGUCCAGCAAGAUCCCUCUCGAGACGCGUUUGCGGUACAAGGCUUAUUGAUGGAAGGGGCCUCUUGGGUUGGCGGACACGCUGAAGUCAAUUCCGGCGAGACAGUUAGACUCGAGUCCACAUACCUUCGCUGGGUGCAAGUAGACCAAUCAAGCACUUCACAAAAGUCACUUAAUCUACCCGUCUACCUGAACGAAGACCGUAGCGACGUCUUGUUCACAGUAGACUUGCCUUUCGAAGGAGACUCGGGGCGUAUCUUCUCGCUUCGCGCCGUGUGCUUGACUGCUGGCGGUUAG